AUGAGUUGUUCGGAAUUUACUUACUUAGAUUUUGAGGAAUGUAAUGUUUUUGAAGAAAAUAGUGAAGAGGAAACAUUCGAAAUUAGUCAAAUUGCCCUAGCAAAUGCUCAAGCUUUAUUAAAUAACAAUGAUGAAAAUGAUGAUAUAGACUGGAACGAGACUAUAAUGUGA
Messenger RNA from Scutellospora calospora, 171 nucleotides. Lineage: Eukaryota; Fungi; Glomeromycota; Glomeromycetes; Diversisporales; Gigasporaceae. The record is from the annotation of a GenBank genome assembly.